Molecule: messenger RNA, 1686 nt
Organism: Dromaius novaehollandiae (emu)
Lineage: Eukaryota; Metazoa; Chordata; Aves; Casuariiformes; Dromaiidae
Product: dual specificity protein phosphatase 22-A-like
Exons: 7
Coding region: 1-612 (203 amino acids)
Biological process (GO): signal transduction; protein dephosphorylation
Cellular component (GO): cytosol
Molecular function (GO): protein tyrosine/serine/threonine phosphatase activity; protein tyrosine phosphatase activity
Source: RefSeq, a predicted model, not a curated record
AUGAGCAAGGUGGUCCAAGGCCUCUAUCUCGGGAACAUCCGGGACGCCGAGGACCGGGAAACCCUGCUGCGGAGCGGCGUGACCCACAUCCUCGCGGUGCACAGCAACGCCAAGCCCGUGCUGGAGGGCAUGACUUAUCUCUGCAUAUCGGCCUCGGACUCCUCCAGUCAAAACCUGAUGCAGCAUUUCAAGGAGUGCAUCAAAUUCAUCCACGAAUGCCGGCUCCGGGGGGGAGGCUGCCUCGUGCACUGCCUGGCAGGGGUUUCCCGCAGCACCACCGUCCUGGUGGCUUACCUGAUGACGGUCACCGAGCUGAGCUGGGAGGGCUGCCUGGCCGCCACCAGGGCCGUGCGCUCCUACGUCAGCCCCAACUGCGGCUUCCAGCAGCAGCUGCAGGAGUACGAGGCGACUUUGCUCACGGAGUACCGCGCCUGGAUCCGGCGUGACUACGGCAGGAACCCGUUCGGCGACCAGGAGGAGCUGCAGCGCUUGCUGGCCCGGCAGGAGCAGCGGGAGCAGCCCGGGAGCCGGGAGCCCUCCUGGGUGGAUGCUCCGGCUCCCGUUUUCCCGCGCCCCUCCGGCGCCGGCAGAGGCGGGUGGAUGAGCAGAUAAACGUCCAGCGCUUGCAGAGAGACGUUGUCCCUGGGGCUGGCAAAACUCACCGCGCGGGUGCCCACGUCCGGGGCCGGAGCGGGAGCCAGCAGCCCUGGGAACUGUGCUGCUUCCAGCCGCCGGCGCCAGGUCGGAGCAGGGGCGUUUGGGGCUCGCGGACCCUCCACUUGGCAGCUGCCUCCGUGUGCAUCUCCGGGUAAAGCAGCUGCUUGGCCUGUGCCUCAGUUUACCCAUCCGGAAAAGCUCUUGCAGUGCGGGGAGGCUCCGCAGGGUUCCAUUUGUGGAGGCGUUUCGGGAUCCUCGGGCGAAAGGUGCUGGAAGUGAAAGCCCUGCUGCUCCGAUGUCCCUCUCGGAGCACCGCUCUUGGCACGGCAGCCCCGCUCCCGCCUCCGCAGGCAGCCCACCGCCGCGCUCGGACUUUCCUGGUCCGCACCGUCCUCGACAGAUGUUCGUCUGGCGUUUUCUCAAAACCCCCGGGGGGGGAAAUCCAGAGGCUCCAGAGCCUUGCCUGCUCCCCAGCGUCUCCAGCCUCGGAGCUGGACUGGCUUCGGUUUUCCCCUGCUGCCCAACCUGAAUGUCCCUGGUUGCAAAAGCAGCCGGGUGCUCGGCCGACCUGGUGGAUAAUUUAGCAGCAUCUCUCUGCGAUGGCCGCCUUUUCAGCACCGAAAGGCUGUUAGCGGGUCCCGUGCACCACACAGCCCCUCCUCAGCCCGGUUUCUCCUGCACAGAAGAGACUGGCUCCGCAUUAAGGCCCUUUCGAGGGCCCUUUUCACCCUAGGAGGACCCAGUCCUUUAUUUGCUUUAUUUUCCACCCAUCAUCUCUCUGUCCAAGGACGCAGGCCUUCACCCGUCUUUGCAUCUGGAACAUUGAAGUCUGACACGCUAGCUUUGUCUUUUCCUAUAAAUACCUUGCUUGGCUUCUCAAAAAUUUCUGUUCUGCAAUCUGUUCUGAGAAAAAAAUGUGCCUAAAAUAUUUCUAGGAAUUCCCUUAAUUAAAUUUUCCAGCUGCUGGCGUCCCCAGGUGUGACAAUGCCAUAUGUGACCUCAGAAACUUGCAAUAAAGGGGAGAUUGAU